Rotaria sp. Silwood2 is the source of this 1200-nucleotide messenger RNA. The record is from the annotation of a GenBank genome assembly. NCBI's taxonomy places the organism in Eukaryota, Metazoa, Rotifera, Eurotatoria, Philodinida, Philodinidae.
AUGUUAACGAUGGAACAGAAGAUCGGUGAUGAAGAAACUUCAUCUGAAAGAGUCGGAUAUGUUCCUGAUCCAUUAGCUGAUCCGACUGAAUCCACAAAUUCUGACACCAUUCCUAUUAGUAACAGUGGUGUUCUCGACGUGAAUGGAUCCACCGUAACUUCAGAGGAAAUUAAAAAUUAUGUUUUACGCAAAAUUAAAAAUGACAAAGCAACUGAACAGAUGGAUAUCGAAAGUAUUUACGUAAUUCCUCAUUCAUCGGAACCUGUUAAUGAAUAUUUUAAUCCAAAACUACUACUAGGGCUGUAUCCAACGCUAUUCUGUUAUGGAUAUGGAUCGCCCGAAGAUAAAUCGCGUCCAGUUGAAAUAAAAUUACGAGAACACAUACGUUACCUAUUAUCAUACAACGAUCGACGCUUUGAAACAAAUCAUAGUUUUAUAUUUGUAGUUUUUAAUCUUUUGCAACGGCGUGAUGCUUGUUUUCAUGCUCAACUGAUAGCCACAAAACCUUACUUUCAAGGAUCUGCUCAGGAAAUUCAGUCAUUAAACCGUAACGAUAUUGAAAUGGCUCUCAACAAAAGUGCAAAAAAUACGUUUAGCUCGACAGCCAAUGCAUCAUUACAUAAAUUACUCAAUCAUAUUAAAACCAUCGGUGGUCGAGUUAUGGGUUCAACGUAUUCAAGAACAGCUUUGCGCACUCGUAUUCAUGCACUAAUCUAUAAUCAAGGUCUACCAAGCAUUUUUCUAACUUUGAAUCCAGCUGAUAUUCACAGUCCUGUGGCACUCUAUUUUGCCGGUGUCAAGCUUGAUUUAGACAACAUUCAAAUCGAGCAACUAAUGACGACUUAUAAAAGAGCCGAAAUUAUUGCUUCACAUCCCGUGGCUACUGCCAAGUUUUUCCAUUUAUUAAUCACUAACAUAUUAGAUACUAUGAUAGUUGGUGGUGUUCUUGGACCUAUAAAAGCUUAUUUUGGUACUGUUGAGAAUCAAGGACGUGGUUCUCUUCAUUUACACCUUCUUAUUUGGCUUGAUCAUGAAUUUAAGCCAUCUGAUUUGAAAGAAAAAAUUCAAAAUGCUGAUUUUCGCGAAAAAUUAAAAGCAUAUUUAGAAGAUAUUAUCAAAGAAGACUUAGAUGAAUUCAAAGGCAAACGUACCGUUGAAAAUCCAGAUAGUACAAAAAUUUUUAAUCUUUUUCCCAUGUAA